AUGAAGUCAGAGCCAGCAGGGCCAGCCGUGGAAGACGACCUUCCUCAAGUAGCAGUCCGUCUGGAUGGGAAUCAAGUCAUCACGCUUCAGCGCUUCAUCCAGGAGAGGCUUCAUACGCCUGCCCUGAUUGAAGUUACUAUAGAAGCUGUUUUGUCGGACAGAAAGUGUCGACAGAUCAAAAAACAAUGUGAGCUUGCAAAACAUCUGGGGUGCACACCAGUCCUUUUCUUCAACGGAAUGGAGGAUGCCAAGAUUGCCAUUGAUGUGGAGACCCUCCCAGUGUGGAUUUCCCGCGAAAACGUUGAACAUUUUGCCUUCCGACAGGCGCAGAAGAAGGCGGAGAAGGUGCAGGCUGCAGAAGCGAGGGCGCUGGCUGCAGAGAUGGCGCUGCAACAGCUUCAAGGCAGUGCCCCAGCGCAACCGACAGUCAUUUGGGCCUGUCAACUUCGCAAGGACUACGACUUCGAUGACGGGACAGCGAUUGAGGUCGCCGGCAAUGCCUUUAAACUCAAAGGGGCCAUUGCAGACGCGGCGACCUCAGCGGCAAUCAAGGAAAAGAAGCCAGAGACUGUGUUGUGCGAUGCGGAUGAGCUGGACAUAUACAGCCGGAAGGAUCGAGAGCUUCGCAAGUCAGAACAGUCAAAACACACUCACUCUCUCACCUCCAAACCCCCUUGCUGUGUCUCAGCUUGA
Symbiodinium pilosum is the source of this 693-nucleotide messenger RNA. NCBI's taxonomy places the organism in Eukaryota, Dinophyceae, Suessiales, Symbiodiniaceae. The record is from the annotation of a GenBank genome assembly.